Drepanopeziza brunnea f. sp. 'multigermtubi' MB_m1 is the source of this 798-nucleotide messenger RNA. RefSeq lists its product as uncharacterized. Gene Ontology annotation, cellular component: extracellular region. Gene Ontology annotation, biological process: fungal-type cell wall organization; cell wall biogenesis; (1->6)-beta-D-glucan biosynthetic process. The record is from RefSeq and is a predicted model, not a curated record. Lineage: Eukaryota; Fungi; Ascomycota; Leotiomycetes; Helotiales; Drepanopezizaceae.
AUGCGCUUGUCCUACGGCCUCAUUUUUCUGGCAUUGGCUAUUAAUCUUCCCUGGGUAGCUGCCGAUGUCAAGUUCACAGUCCCAGCUGCUGGCGCUUCGAUUCCAGGUGGCACAGCAUUCACAGUUGCCUGGGCCGACUCUGGCAAUGCGCCAGCGCUGGCAGACCUCACAUCCUACACGCUUUUCCUUUUCUCGGGCUCCAAUGCUGUACCAGCCCAGUUGUUGAAUUUGAAGGCCGCGACUUUCGCAGCAGGGAAUACGAUCAGCGUCAUAGUACCAGUUGGAACAGGAGCAACGGGUACCAAUGUAUACUUCCUGGGCAUGCUCUCCGUAGCCACCGCCGGAGGAACAGUCUGGAACUACUCCAACCGCUUCACCCUCACGGGCAUGACGGGUACCUUUUCCGCCACCGUCAUGGCAAAUAAUAAGCUCGUCACAGGCACAACCGGGCCCGAUACCGUCAAUGCCGUCGUGUCAGCCGCGGCCGUAGGAUCUACCGCGGCAGCAGUAGGGGCAAUAGGAGACCCCUGGGCAGUACCGUAUAACUUGCAGAUUGGCCUGACGAAGUACGCGCCGAUGCAGUCCGUCCCGCCCACUGCGAUCGUGACGACGAAUACCAAGCCGUUGUGGCCGACGUCGGCAGUGCAGUUCGCGACGACGUUUUUGCCGAUUCCGAGUGAGGUUACGACACUUACCCAGUCGAUGACUUGGAGUGUGUCGAGCCGCGUGAACACUGCUCCUGCUGCUGCAAUGCCAACGGAUGAUAUGCAAAAGUUCUUGGCUAGGUGGAAGGACUGA